AUGGGAUAUAAAAAUUCGCCAGCAAUCUUCCAAAGGGCGAUUGACGCCAUUUUAGAAGAUUUUAUAGGAGUAUGCUGUUACGUUUAUAUAGAUGACAUUCUAAUAUUUGGGAAAACGAAAGAAGAACACGAUUUGGCAUUUAUUAAAAUAGUCAAAACAUUAAUAAAAAAUAACACUGGGGCAAACAAGGAUAAAAUAAUUUAUGGAGUGCGAGAGAUAUAA
This is a messenger RNA of Vairimorpha ceranae, 222 nucleotides long. Its product is annotated as pol polyprotein. Lineage: Eukaryota; Fungi; Microsporidia; Nosematidae. The record is from RefSeq and is a predicted model, not a curated record. The transcript has a single exon. The coding region runs from base 1 to 222 and encodes 73 amino acids.